CAGACGGAUGCAGUUGGAGAAGGGAAAAAACCAAGGCUGAGAAGGUGGCAAGUGAAGCCCAGCCCCGGAGCAGUCCUCACGGUGUCCGUGGCUAAUCCUCAGGCGAGCCAGGCUAGCGCGCCCGGGGCCAAGCGGCCCUUCCCGAGGAGCCCGCGGCUGCCCAAGCCCCAGCCCAAGGGAGUGAUGCUGAGGUUCAACUUCCGCGCCAUGGCCAACCAGACCAGCCUGACGCUGGAUGAGAGAUUCUCGGGGCUGCGGAAUAAGCGGCGCUUUGCAGCGGCGAGGAGCGCGGGCCGGACGGUCACCAUGCCGUAGCGCCGCGCGCCCGGCCCGGG
This is a messenger RNA of Tinamus guttatus (white-throated tinamou), 335 nucleotides long. NCBI's taxonomy places the organism in Eukaryota, Metazoa, Chordata, Aves, Tinamiformes, Tinamidae. The record is from RefSeq and is a predicted model, not a curated record.